Messenger RNA from Schistosoma spindalis, 2308 nucleotides. NCBI's taxonomy places the organism in Eukaryota, Metazoa, Platyhelminthes, Trematoda, Strigeidida, Schistosomatidae. The record is from the annotation of a GenBank genome assembly.
AUUAUCUUCUUAGUCUAUAGUUUAGUACAUAGCAAUAGACAUAUGUUUCAGACUCAUCAGUUGACAUAUACAAAUGUUGAGCAUAGAUCUGUAGCAGAUUCAGAUAAUUCACAUGUAGGAAUUCUUGUAGUGAAGCCAUUGCACAUCUUUAACGUUCUUUCGAUGUUGGUUAAAUAGGAUUUUUUAUAGAUUUUUACGGCAUGUAUUGCUCAGAAACCUGACGAGGUUAGGUGGGUGACCGUAUUUUAUACUAUAGGUAUCUAACAGCACUGUCUUUCAUAUGUUCGUGUCAUAUUCCCGUCAGAAUUUCCAAACGCUAUCGCAAACGUUAUGGCAAUUGCUCAAACGUUUCGUGGCCAACAUAUUUUUAAGUCUACCGGCUCCUAAAAACCUCGCUUUUUAUAAUCUUAUUGUGGCCUCUUAACUACCUAAAAUUACUUUACUGGCGGCUUUUUGCAUUGAAGAUGAUGGUUGCAUGACAUUUGAAAACUUUCAGAACAAAACAAUUGCCAAUAAAGAUAUCUCAUGUCAUAGGGUGCACUACCUAUAUUCUCCAAAGCUUUCUGCAAUUUUUAGCUUUUGAUUUAUCAUCCUACAAAUAUAAUGGAUGUUCUAAUUAAACUAUAUUAAAGCUUCAGAUAAUCGAACUUGAAACACAGAUUUUACUCAUCUAAUGAGUAGUGAAGUCCCCAAUUACUUCUUAAAAUUUACUCUAACUGGUCAUACAAAAGCAGUCUCAUCAGUAAAAUUCAGUGAAAAUGGUCAGUGGUUAGCAAGUUCAUCAGCUGAUAAACUAAUCAAAGUAUGGAAUGCCUAUGACGGGAAAUUUGAAAAAUCUAUCAGCGGCCAUAAACUGGGAAUCUCAGAUGUUUCAUGGUCUUAUGACUCAAGAUUUCUGUGUAGUUCCUCCGAUGACAAAACUUUGAAACUGUGGGAUCUCGUCUCUGGAAAGUGCCUAAAAACUCUUAAAGGUCACAGCAAUUAUGUUUUUUGCUGCAAUUUUAAUCCACAGUCAAACCUCAUCGUUUCUGGCUCGUUUGAUGAAAGUGUCAAGUUAUGGGAUGUGAAAACAGGCCGGUGUAUCCGCACGCUUCCUGCCCACUCUGAUCCUGUUACAGCUGUUAAUUUUAAUCGUGAUGGUUCACUUAUUGCUUCCAGCAGUUAUGAUGGACUAUGUCGAAUCUGGGAUACCGGUUCUGGUCAGUGCUUAAAAACAUUGAUAGAUGAUGAUAACCCUCCUGUUUCAUUUGUUAAAUUCUCGCCUAAUGGAAAAUACAUUCUAGCUGCUACACUUGAUAGUUGUCUCAAAUUAUGGGAUUACACUAAAGGUAGAUGCUUGAAAAUUUAUGGAGGGCACAAAAAUGAGAAGUAUUGUAUAUUUGCAAAUUUUUCAGUUACCGGAGGCAAAUGGAUUGUCUCGGGGUCUGAAGACAACUGUAUUUAUUUGUGGAAUUUGCAAACAAAGGAAAUUGUACAAAAACUUUCUGGUCAUAAUGAUGUUGUUUUGUGUACCGCUUGUCAUCCUCAAAUGAACAUGAUUGCUUCAGGAUCGUUAGAGGGCGAUAAAACAAUUAAAAUUUGGACUAGUGAUAAGUGAUUGCUUCUGAUUUAUUAUAUUUCUGGAUCCUUGUAUACUUUUUUUUUCUCCAAUGCUCUUUGCUUGUAUAUGUUUGUAUCAUCUGUUUUUCAAAUCACAGGUUAUUCAUAUGAUCUACAAGUUUAUCGAUUCAUCCUACCUAAAUUAUUCACUAUUGACAUGUUUUGUUGCAAAAAGGAACAAUCUAUCUUCUAUUGUAAAUUGUUCGACUAAGAUUGUUCGUUUGAGUGUUUCUUUAUCGAUCCUUGUGAAAUGAACUUCUUACGAAUCCGCGCCUUAGUAGUAAAAUGCAGACACGGUUAAUAAUCAAUGAAUGGUACGUUGAUGUAGUCAAUUAAAUAACUGCUCACGUUUACAAUCCUAACUGAUCAAUCUACUAGGAAGGAAAGUAAACGAUAAUUGAUGUAAAAUAUACUUUUUGAUCCUUGCGUGCAUGAAAGAAUGAAGUGGCUGUCUGAUAAAUCUCUUAAACCAAAAUAUUGUGGUGACCUUUUAAUCACUGAACAUAUUCCAGAAACCUGUGUGACAUAAGUAGAUUGUAUAAUCCGAAAUAAUGGAUUUUUCAGAGGACUAGGGCAAUUGGAAAUCUGGACUAAAAAACGACGAACUACACCAUUUUUGUUGAGUGAACGGACAAACGGAGAAUAUUGCAAUUCUUUCUUCGUCGUUAGGAUGUAACAGCCUGGUUGUGGGAUUAUCGUUAUUGGCGUG